This is a messenger RNA of Verticillium nonalfalfae, 2691 nucleotides long. RefSeq lists its product as uncharacterized. NCBI's taxonomy places the organism in Eukaryota, Fungi, Ascomycota, Sordariomycetes, Glomerellales, Plectosphaerellaceae. The record is from RefSeq and is a predicted model, not a curated record. The coding region runs from base 1 to 2691 and encodes 896 amino acids. The transcript is spliced from 5 exons.
AUGAAGGCCUUCAAGAGCUACUUUGCACCAGCAAAGCAGAAGGACACUGCUCUGCAGGACGUCAAGGGGGAGAAGUCUGAGAAGAAGAAGACUAAGCAUGGACAAGCCCACUCAGACUCAUCGUCUGUCGGUGUCAGGAGAACCUCGUCGCUGGCGCCCUCGGGUCUCGGCACACAGCAUUCGAUCAACACCCUGGGCCGGUACAGCAACUGCGGCGACCUCAGGGCCGACGUCACAGUCCACAGCCUCUGGCAGGACCAGCUGAGGAGAUUGUACGCGACCAGCCUCAGUCCCUGGGAGGGCGCGAUUCUCAAGAAGGGCCGCAAUGAUUUCGUCUGCGCCCCAGCAGACAUUCGCAAUGUUCGGAAUGGCCUGUUCGACCUGGUCUGUCAGCUCAACGUCAGCUGUGCCAUUACCAUGAACACACCAGUCAUUCACUCCAUCAUUCGCGGAGUCCUCAGCUCUGGCAGCCUGCCGUACAUCCCGCUCAUGGACGGUCUGCGCCUGCAGGUGCUCGCCAAGAUUUCAGACCUGCCUCGCUGCCACAAGCAUCAGUUUGCGGCAUUCGUGCUGGAGCCGCCCCUGCUGGUGGUUUGGGAUGACGAGGCCGACCGCAUUUUGGAGCGCGCAGAGGGCCUGGAAAAGAACCUCAUUCGGUAUAUCUGGCAGGACGGCGGUGACGAGGAGAGUGGCGACGAGGAGAAGGCCAGUCCCGCCGAGGUGACUGUCGAUGAGAUUACACCCUCCAGCCUUGAGGAGGGCAAGACCGAGGACAGGCCAGUCCGACUGACGAGCCCCGUCAUCGUCGGGAUGACUUUGGGACUCUCGGUGGUCUGCCUUGGUCUCGGAUGGAGGUCCCUCGCGCUACAAACCAUGGUCGAUGGAGACUUUAAACGCUUGGCACUGGUCGCCGUCUCCCCCUUGACCAUGUUUAUCAGUCUGUUCUUCUUCCUCAUCAUCAUCUGCGACAUCUUCCAGAUCAUCGGUCCUAUUUCGUCCCUCACCUCCAACUCCAAGAACUAUUCUGGACAGCCCCCGCGCCGUCUGAACCGCGAGCUUCAGGACCUCCCCCACAUCACGAUCCAGAUGCCUGUGUACAAGGAGAGCCUCGCGCCCGUCAUUCGUCCGACUGUCAUUUCCCUCAAGGCCGCCAUCUCGACCUACGAGCUUCAGGGCGGGACGGCCAACAUUUUCGUCAACGACGACGGCAUGCAGCUCCUCCCCGCUGACGAGGCACUCGGUCGCAAGGAGUUCUACGAGGAGCACAACAUCGGCUGGGUCAGCCGGCCAGCCCAUAAUCCCAAGCCCGAAGAUGAGUCGGUCAAGCCGUUCCUGCGUCGGGGUCGCUUCAAGAAGGCCUCGAACAUGAACUACUGUCUCAUGGUGAGCAACCGCAUCGAGGAGAAGCUGAAGGGCAUCACGAGGGGCGACUCCUGGAGCCAGGAGUCCGAGGAUCGUGUCUACACGCAGGCCCUGGCGCAGGUCUUGCAGGAAGACGAGGGUCGGACGUGGGCCGAAGGCAAUGUGCGCGUCGGCGACUACGUGCUGCUCAUUGACUCGGAUACGCGUGUCCCCAGGGAUUGCCUGCUCGACGCUGUCAGUGAGAUGGAUGCGUCGCCUGAGAUUGCCAUUCUGCAGUACUCUUCCGGUGUCAUGAACGUGACCGAGUCAUUCUUCGAGCGAGCCGUCACCUGGUUCACUCAGCUCAUUUACACAAGUAUCAAGUUUGCCGUUGCCAAUGGAGACAUCCCGCCCUUCGUGGGCCACAACGCAGUUCUUCGAUGGUCUGCCAUCCAGGAUGCUGGUUCUUACACUGACGAGGAUGGCUAUGAGAAGUUCUGGUCCGAGUCGCACGUCUCGGAGGACUUUGACAUGGCACUCCGCCUGCAGACCGCCGGCUACUCUCUCCGGUUCGGCACAUAUCCUGGUGAAGGCUUCAAGGAGGGUGUCUCCCUGACAGUGUACGACGAGUUGGCUCGAUGGGAGAAGUAUGCUUUCGGUGUCAAUGAGCUCCUCUUCCAUCCCUUCCGUCUGUGGUUCGUGCGAGGGCCUUUGACACCCCUCUUCAGGAGGUUCCUCAUGUCCAACAUCGCCUUCUACCGCAAGAUCACCAUCAUGGGCUACAUCGGCACGUACUACGCCAUUGGUGCCUCGUGGAUCCUGACGCUCAUGAACUAUUUCCUGACUGGCUGGUUGUUUGGCUUCUACGACAAGUACUACCUCGAUUCCUUCGCCAUCUACUUCUCGAUCAUCAUCGUGUUCCCUCUCGCCGGAAACAUUGCCCUGGCCGUACUGCGGUACCGCCUCGGCGAACAGUCCUUCCUGCCUGCGCUGUGGAACAAUUUCAAAUGGAUCCCGCUCUUCUCCAUCUUCCUCGGCGGCAUCUCGCUGCACGUCUCGAAAGCCCUGCUCUGCCACUUCUUCGAGAUCAACAUCCAGUGGGGCGCGACCUCGAAAGAGGUCGAGCACUGCAACUUCGUCGAGGAGAUCCCCAAGAUCAUCAAGAGCUUCUGGGGCACGUUCCUCUUCUGCUUCCUCAUGACGGGCCUGCUCGUCACGGGCUACUUCUUCUUCCCGCGCGAGUGGCAGAUCAAGACGUUCGCCUCCAUCUAUCCGCUGGCGUCUGUGACCAUUUGCCACUUUGCGCUGCCCGUACUGCUGAACCCGGCGCUAAUGAAGUUUACCUGGUGA